AUGGCUGGCACAAAGAGAACAUACGACGGCAUGGAGAUUGAUCCUUAUUCUUCGUCUCCAGGCGAAAAUGCCUCCCCAUUCAUCCUAAUGUUUGAAUCGUUCCGUUCUGAGCUUGACGAGCACCAUGACCGGAGGGAGAGGAUUAUUAAAGUGUCGAGAGAUGUGACUGCUCAGAGUAAGAAGAUCAUCUUUGCCCUCCAAAGAGUACGGGAGCUAGGCCGCCCCAUCCACGCCUCGAUAUCCAAGCAGAUGACACCCAUGUACUCUACCAUCCGAGACCUACUACAACGCAUCGUGCCGGAUCUUCAAGGCAUCAACGCCCACCGAUAUCAAAGCAACAUCUCGGGCGGAAUCCAGGAGUUCAUGGAAGCCGUGUUGUUCGAGCACUACCUGACUACGCAGCGGGUGAUGAGCUUCGGGAAUGCCGCAAAGCAAUUGCCUGAGGGUAUUGCGCUGACGUACGAAGACUACACGCUUGGCCUGUUCGACAUGACGGGUGAACUGAUGCGAUUUGCUAUUACUUACAUGGCGACAAAUGGGCAAUUACCUGGGGCCAAGGCUAACAAUCCUAAUUCCUCGAUUCUCAAUAACAUGCAGCUCCUUCGUAUUGGUCUGGAAGGCCUCGACCCUAGCGGCAGCUACGGCCUGUCGAGAGACUUUGCGCAGAAGCUCAAGACGGCGAAGAACUCGAUCGAGAAGGUCGAAAAUGGUGUCUACAGUAUGAUUGUUCGGGGAAAAGAGAGGCCUAAGGGUUGGAGACCGGAUACGUCUCUGGCAGAUGCACCGAGGGAAGAAGAGUAG
Messenger RNA from Rhinocladiella mackenziei CBS 650.93, 801 nucleotides. RefSeq lists its product as uncharacterized. Lineage: Eukaryota; Fungi; Ascomycota; Eurotiomycetes; Chaetothyriales; Herpotrichiellaceae. Bases 1 to 801 code for a protein of 266 amino acids. Gene Ontology annotation, molecular function: RNA endonuclease activity; sequence-specific DNA binding; RNA binding. The transcript is spliced from 3 exons. The record is from RefSeq and is a predicted model, not a curated record. Gene Ontology annotation, cellular component: cytoplasm; nucleus.